AUGCCAUGCCAUGCCCACCCUGUCCGCGCAUGCAGCAUUUAUGGAGCUGAUCCGAGCAACUUGAUAGGACCCCAAGGCGGUCUACAGGGCUCUCACCGCAAAGAGCUAUUUGCGUCAAGUGAUAUAUGCACGGCGACGGUUUUAGGCUUGGUGGAUAAAGGUCAACCGUUGCUAUGGCUCCAUCACAACGAUACGUGGCGGACCGAUGACACAACUGUGCAGAACGGUCUUGUGGAUGCUAUGGAGCAGCAAUCAAUCUUUGGGAUCUGGCCGUGUUCCCAUGUCAAUGCUCCGCACUUUGCGUCGAAUCCAAAGCCCGGCCUUGUCCUUGUAGUCCUGGUAACACAAGCAAAAUGGGCCUACAACACUCCGUAUAUGACGGCGACUUAA
Molecule: messenger RNA, 390 nt
Organism: Trichoderma harzianum CBS 226.95
Lineage: Eukaryota; Fungi; Ascomycota; Sordariomycetes; Hypocreales; Hypocreaceae
Exons: 1
Coding region: 1-390 (129 amino acids)
Source: RefSeq, a predicted model, not a curated record